Molecule: messenger RNA, 1160 nt
Organism: Corapipo altera (White-ruffed manakin)
Lineage: Eukaryota; Metazoa; Chordata; Aves; Passeriformes; Pipridae
Product: C-C motif chemokine 19-like
Exons: 4
Coding region: 53-352 (99 amino acids)
Biological process (GO): immune response; G protein-coupled receptor signaling pathway; cellular response to interleukin-1
Cellular component (GO): extracellular region
Molecular function (GO): chemokine activity; CCR chemokine receptor binding
Source: RefSeq, a predicted model, not a curated record
AGCUCACCUCUCCUGCCUGGAGCUCCUUCGCCUCCAGCCCAUCCUCUGCAAAAUGCAGCAGCUGCAUCUUCUCUGCCUCAGUCUCCUGGUGCUGGGAUGUAUCCUGGAUGUGCACGGCGGGAACAACGUCCUCGACUGCUGCCUGCGGACAAAGGAGACGCCCAUCCCAUGGCGGAUAGUGCAGGAUUACCGGCUCCAGCUGGUGCAGGAUGGCUGUGACAUCCCUGCUACAGUAUUCAUCACCACAAGGGGCAAGCGCCUCUGUGCCCCGCUCCGGUCCCCGUGGGUGAUUCGUCUCCAAGAGAAGCUGGAUGCGAGCUUUGCCAGGAAGGCCAAACCCCAGGGCAAAUAGUCUCCAAAGAAGCCCAUGGCUGGUACCAACACCUCGAGUGGGACCAGCUCCCAGUUGUGAAUCUGAUGCUAAUGGAGCCAACCUGCUUCCACUUCCAGCCUCAGGGCUGACACCCCUCAGGACUUGUGCCAGUGUGUGGGGCUGGGCAGCGCCCUGUCUGCUCUCUCCCUUUCCUUCUGUCUCUGAUGUGACCCAAAUACCUGUGUCAGGCUGAGCCAAGGGCUGUGGGACUCCUUUGGCUUUGUAGCCUGGAAGCUGGUUGAUGGACUGAUCUGCAAGGCGAGUUUGGGCAGUCUCAGACUUCCCUUCAGCACAGCAGCUGUGACCUCCAGCUCUAGUUUGAUCCAUUUGGUUUCCGUUGUCAGCCCCAAGCAUGACUCCUUCUGCAUCCCUGGGAAAGGCUGCUGGGAUGGGACAGUGUUGGGAUGGAGGGAAUGCUGGAGAUGUUCCUCAAUAGCCAUGCACAACUUAGAUGCACUUGGACAAUAUAUGGUCAAUGUGGUUCCUCUCUCACUCCUGACUUCCUGACACCAUUUGCUGCCCUUCCUUGCAAGGGUAGAAAUAGAGCCAGUAACUUGGCAGCUGCAGAGCAGGCAGUGAUGUCGCUCUUAGCCCCUUCUCUCCUCAGGGACAUUGAUCCCCUUCUCAGUUCCCCAGCCUGACACCACCUUCAAACCCUGUCCCAUGCCCAUGCCUGGAGCUCUCAGGUUAUUUGCUGCUAGAUCUGUUCAUUGCAACUAUUCUGUGUGUAUGCUGCUUCUUUUCUCUCUUUUUUAUUGUGCUGAGAUUUUGUUAAAUAAAAAGAAAA